Messenger RNA from Cyprinodon variegatus (sheepshead minnow), 6648 nucleotides. It is a transcript of the gene rictor, whose product is annotated as RPTOR independent companion of MTOR, complex 2. NCBI's taxonomy places the organism in Eukaryota, Metazoa, Chordata, Actinopteri, Cyprinodontiformes, Cyprinodontidae. Gene Ontology annotation, cellular component: TORC2 complex. The record is from RefSeq and is a predicted model, not a curated record. Gene Ontology annotation, biological process: positive regulation of phosphatidylinositol 3-kinase/protein kinase B signal transduction; TORC2 signaling. Gene Ontology annotation, molecular function: protein serine/threonine kinase activator activity. The transcript has 37 exons. The coding region runs from base 42 to 5216 and encodes 1724 amino acids.
GACGGCACGAAGUUUCCGGUGUUGUGUAUGUUCCUGGAAACAUGGCGGCCAGCUUCCGCGGCCGUCCUAUCCGGAGUCUUCGGAUGCGGGGUCGGAAUGACAGCGGGGAGGAGAACGUCCCGCUGGAUCUGAGCAGAGAACCAUCUGAAAACUUCCGUGAAAUCCUCCAAAAUGUGGCCAAAUCUCAUGGAGUCAGUAACAUGCGAAAGCUUGGCCACCUGAACAACUUCAUUAAGUUGCUUUGCAGUAUUGGACAUCGCGAGGAGAGCUUUGGCUUUACGUACGAAGAAAUCAUUGUAUGUCUGCGUCUAGCUCUUCUAAAUGAGGCCAAGGAAGUGCGUGCAGCAGGCUUGCGGGCACUUCGCUAUCUCAUUAGAGACACCAACGUGCUGCAGAAGGUCCUAAGACUGCAGGUGGAUUAUUUGAUUUCCAGAUGUAUUGACAUCCAGCAAAGCAACGAGGGGGAGAGGACGCAGGCAUUACGGCUUGUCAGAAAGAUAAUCACCGUCAAUGCCAUGCUGUUCCCCACCUCUGUUGCUAAUUCUCUAAUUGCUGUGGGUACAGACGGGCUGCAGGAGAGGGAUCGCAUGGUUCGCGCUGCCGUUGCCAUCAUAUGUGAGCUAGCUCUGAAGAACCCAGAGGUGGUGGCCAAACGCGGAGGUCUCAGCACAAUCCUCAAGAGCGUCAUCGACUGUCAGCUGAGUCGGAUCAACGAAGCCCUGAUCACCACGGUCCUCCAUUUACUGAACCACCCGUGCACCCGCCAGUAUGUGCGCGUUGACGUUGAGCUCGAGCAAAUCCUUGCACCUUUCACUGAUUUCCACUAUCGGCACAACGCUGACACAGCUGAAGGACAACUCAAGGAAGACAGAGAAUCCAGGUUCUUGUCUAGCAGGAUGGCCAUAGUUGCUGCAUUUCGUUCCUGGUCUGGGAUUAUCAACCUGUGCAAGGCUGGAAAUUCUGGGAUCCAGUCUUUAAUUGGCUUACUUUGCAUACCAAAUAUGGAAGUUAGGAAAGGCCUGUUGGAGGUGUUAUAUGAGAUAUUCAGGCUCCCUGUGCCCAUUGUUACUGAAGACUUCACAGAGGCUCUCCAAAGUGUUGAUCCCGCCAGGUUCCAGGACACCUGGAGACUCUCUGAUGGGUUUGUGGCGUCUGAGGCUAAAGUUAUCCUACCCCAUCGGGCCCGCUCCAGGGCCGACCUGAUGGACAACUACCUGGCAUUUGUGCUCUCUGCCUUCAUCACCAGUGGACUGUUAGAGGGUCUUGUGGAAGUUGUGACCAGCAGCGAUGACCAGCUUGCUAUCAGAGCUACCAUACUCCUAGGAGAGCUUUUGCAUAUGGCCAACACAAUUCUUCCUCAUUCCCAUAGCCACCACCUGCAUUGCCUUCCCACCCUUAUCAACAUGGCCGCCUCAUUUGACAUCUCCCAGGAGAAACGACUUCGUGCAAGUGCAGCCGUGAACAAUCUGAAGCGUUUCCACGAGAAGAAGAAGAAAGGCCUGAAGCCGCACAGUCUUUACUUGGACCACAUCAUUCGCAAGUCCGUCUCGUCUCAAAACCGGAGAGAUUCCUACUCGCGUGUCCAAAGGGACAUCUACAUCAUUAAGGACACUGAAGAGGCACUGCUGAUGAACCUAAGAGACAGCCAAAUCCUUAACCACAAGCAGAACCUGGAGUGGAACUGGCUGCUCAUUGCCACCAUCCUGAAGUGGCCAAAUGUGAACCUCAGGAACAACAAGGAUGAACAGAUGCACCGGUUUGUUCGGAGGCUGCUCUUCUUUUAUAAGCCCACUAGUAAAUUAUAUGCUGGGCUGCCUUUGGAUCACGUAAAGGCCAGACAACUCACAGUGGUUGGAUGUCAGUUUGUGGAGUUCCUCAUGGACUCAGAUGAGGACGGUCAGGGCUAUCUGGAGGAUCUUGUGAGAGACAUGGUCUCAUGGCUCUGCUCGUGUUCAGGACUGAAGCCAGAGCGUAGUCUGCAGAGCAACGGCCUUCUCACCACACUCAGUCAGCACUAUUUCCUCUUCCUGGGGACACUUUCCGCACACCCACAGGGAGUUAAAAUGUUAGAGAAAUGUGGCCUGUUCCAGUGCCUGCUGAAUCUGUGCUCCGUAAAGAACCAGGAUGCUGUGCUGAAACUUGCUGUAACGACUCUAGAUUACAGCAGAGACGGCCUGGCCAGGGUCAUCCUCUCAAAGGUCCUCACAGCUUCCACCGAUACAUGCAGGCUGUAUGCCACCAAACACCUCCGUGUGCUGCUGCGUGCGGGCGUGGAGUUCUUCAGCAGCUGGGGCAUGGAGCUGCUGGUCACCCAGCUUCAUGACCACAACAAGGUUGUUUCCAUGGAGGCCCUGGACAUUCUGGAUGAGGCCUGUGAGGACAAGGCCAACCUCCACGCUCUAAUCCAGCUGAAACCAGCUGUGUCCCAUCUGGGAGACAAAGGCCUCCUGCUGCUCCUCAGGUUCCUGUCCAUUCCUAAAGGUUUUUCCUACCUCAAUGAGAGGGGUUAUGUCAGCAAGCAGCUGGAUAAAUGGCAGAAGGAGUACAACCUUAAAUAUGUGGAUCUGAUAGAGGAGCAGCUGAACGAAGCACUUACAACUUACCGCAAACCCGUAGAUGGAGAUAACUACGUGAGGCGCAGCAACCAAAGGUUACAAAGACCAAAUGUUUAUCUCCCCGUGCACUUGUAUGGUCAGCUGGUCCAUGAUAAGACAGGCUGUCAUCUACUGGAAUCUCAGAAUGUAGUUCCAGAUCUCAGCUAUACGGUCCGCUCCCCGAUGCUGGACACCUGGGAGGGCGUUAAGCAGCUGAAGGCUGCUCUAUGGGCUCUGGGAAACAUUGGUUCUUCGAACUGGGGUCUGAAUCUCUUGCAGGAGGAGAAUGUGAUUCCUGACAUCCUUGCAUUAGCUCAGCACUGUGAGGUGCUGUCGGUUCGUGGGACAUGCAUUUAUGUGCUUGGUGUGAUUUCUAAGACCAAGCAGGGAUGUGAGGUCCUCAAACAGUACGGUUGGGAUGCGGUCAGGCAUAGUCGCAGGACGCUGUGGCCUGUCACUCCUGACGAGGUGGACACCCAGCUCACCGCAGAGCUUUCCUCCGUACCGAGCACGCUCAGUCUGAACUCGGAAUCCACUGGCUCCCGCCACAACAGCGAGAGCGAGUCUCAACCAAAUAUGUACAUCCUGGACGAUGACAAGUGUGACGGUUUGGACUCGUCAGACGACCCCUCAUUCUAUCAACACUCCAAAGCAGUCAAAGAUCGCAGCCCGUUCACAAUCCUUGGUUCCACGCGCUUUGUUCGUCCCCGCUUCCUCAACUCCCUCUCCCUCCCCAGCAAGAAGGUACGCUCCACCAGUGACCCAAAGAGUUCCACGGGCUCUCGCACUCUGAACGAUCUGAAGAUGGAAAGCCCGAGGCGGAACAGGACAGUGACGGAGCCUUCAGUCUACAGCCACGGGGACGUAUUCAACUCAGUAUUUAAUGGCCGAGGAAUGCCAAAGAGUCCAACGGUUAGCCUGGAGACGUCCUUUGUUGGGACCAGGGGCGGCUCUGAGGAGCAGCUUGUGGAAGGCAGGCUGGUGAGGGGAGGGGGCUCCGGCCUUGGACUCAGCGGUCUGGGGGGACACGGGGUGGUGGAGCAGCACAGGGAGCAGAGCAGCCGAGAGCGCCUGGCUGGAGAAGGCGGCUCCUCUAGCGGGGGUAAUGUGGGAGGGGGUGGAGGAGGCGGGGGUACUCAGUUUAAAAGCCGCAGUCAGAGCUUUAACACGGAUACGACGACCAGCGGCAUCAGCUCCAUGAGCUCCAGCCCCUCCCGCGAGACCGUCGGGAACCCAGAUCACCCCGAAGUGGAACCAGACUCUUCCGACUGUGUGAGCCUCAACACCGUUGUGUCUGCAAAGACGGUCAAAACCCUCUCCUCCCUCAGCCCCCAGCCUCAGACAAACCACAUGUGCUCCUCCAAGUCCCCCAGCGUUUCUCUGGUCCCGCCAGGCUCCUCGCACACCCUCCCCCGCAGAGCUCAGUCUCUUAAGUCCCCCUCGGUCACAGCCAUCAAGAGCCUGGCUGACUGCAGCAUCAUGUACACCAGCCCCAGAGACGCGCUGGGUUACGCUACACUGAAGAGGCUGCAGCAGCAGAGGAUACACCCGUCUCUGUCCCACAGUGAGGCUCUGGCUUCACCCGCCAAAGACGUUCUGUUCACAGACACCAUCACCAUGAAGACCGGCAGCCUGGACUCCAGGUUAACUCCUCGCAGGUUCCUAAAAGCUCUCAGUUUCGCCUCUCUGGACAAAGAGGAGCUGCUCAGUCCCAUCAGCCAAAGCACCCUGCACCGCUGCUCCUCGGUGCGCUCCAUGGUCUCCAGCGCCACCUUAGGGUGCAACGACGACUACAUUGGCCUGGCGCUGCCGAUGAACAUCAACGACAUGUUCCACAUCAGAGACUCUACCUACUUCCAGCAGAGGAUCAGCCCGCCCUCUGAAGAGCGGAAACGCUUCCUGUUUGGCGACGGAGACGGGGAUCGGCCUGCUCUGCCGUUACUGAAACAGCAGUUCAGUAUCUCUGAGCUCAUUGCAUCUCGAGGAGAGUCUCAGAACCACAUGGUGGACUCAGAAGAGACGGGUCUGCAGGAUCACUCCGAGGAAAACUGUCUGUACUGCGUAGGAGCCAGCGUCCUCGGAUACCAGACUCAGCCGCAGAUCAAAAGCACGCAAACUCGGACAGAUUAUGUUGACUUCCCUUCAUGGGGUGGGCAGGGGGGGCAUCGACUGGAGGUGAUGCCUCAGUCCAAGUUCUCGGGGGUGUCGGGCUGCAGUGACGCUGCUGUGUCUCAAGGUUCGAUCUCCAGCACGCCUACGCCUGGAGACGUCGUUAUUGGCGGGAAAGCCAUCUCUGAUGACGGCCCUGCCUCUCGAGUCCUCCUGAGGAAGGAGAUUCUCCGCCUCAUCAUCAACCUCAGCUCUUCUGUCGGAACCAAAGGCAAUGAAACAGGAUUAUUGACGAUAAAGGAGAAGUUUCCUUAUGCGUUUGAUGACAUCUGCUUGUACUCGGAGGUUUCUCACCUCUUGUCCCAUUGUAUGUUUCGUCUGACUUCGAGGCGCUUCAUACAAGAGCUCUUCCAGGACGUGCAGUUUAUGCCAAUGUAUGAGGAAGCUGAAGCAAUCCUGAUGAAGCUUCCUGAACCCGUCGGAGAGGAUGUUACCCCUCCUGCAGAGUCCUGAUUCCCCCUCCCCGGCUACAGCCCUGACUCCUUUAUAACUGUGGAAAGAAAAGCAGGUCUGAGGCUCUAUGGACAGAGGAACCUUCAGCCCAUUUCUGUUGCUUGAAACGGAGAACACUCAUCGCUCAGCUUCCUCCUGAGCUGGAAACAAAAGACUUCAGUAACCGAACACACAUUAAAUGCUGUCUCAGAAAAACGAUGAGCAGCAGAAAAGCCAAAUACUGUUUCCAUGUGGAUUGGCAACACUGUCAAAUAUUCACCGGUAGAUCAUCAGAAAACUAAAAGGACAAAGACGGUGCAGUUAGAAAAUAAUCAAGUAGUUUAAAAAAAAAAAUCAAAUUGUGUUUUUUUUUUUUUUUUGCAGUUUUAGAUUGUUUCCUGUAAUGAAACAAAUCAUCACGUCUUACUGAAUAUUCCUCGGACCUUGCGUUCUUUUCUUCAAAGAAAACACUACAAACGGAUCCUGCUGUCUUUAAAAACCUAACUGGAGCCGGAUUCCUUCUCCUCACCGCCUCCUAAGACCUUAAGCCUCCUUACCGCACAGACGGCCUGUUAAAACUUUCUAUUUCCAGUGUCACAGACAAUCACCAGUGUUGUGUUUUCUAAAGCAUUUUACCUGCCGCCGCUACUCGGUGAAUAAGGAGAAUAGCAUGUAAUUUAAUGCUAGUUUUUUUCCCUACUUUUCUGGCUCAGAGCCUUUAAUGUUUUCUUUUCCUGUGUUUUGGCAUCUUCAGCGAGCUUCAAAGAAGGUGGGUCUCUCUCUUUUCCUCUAAAAUGCUUGCUCGUGUAAGUAAUCUGUAGAAAGGUCGAUUACAGAUGUACACAGGUGUUCCUGAAACGUUCACCAACCAGCAGCUCCUCGUCACAAUUCCUCCUUUACCUCUGAGCUUCACACUCUACUGCAUGUUCAACUAGCAUGGCAAAGUUGCACUUCACCCUAACUUAUUGCUUUUUAAAGAAGUUAAAGGUUGCCAUUUCAUGUCGCCAUACAUCGUAGGAAUGGUUGCCCCUCCGCCAUGCAAUAUCACUCACUGUUGGAGCACGACGACAGAGGAGGGGGCGGUUCAGUGCGAUGACUAAAUGUAAAAGGUAUCCAAGGAAACAGGUUGUUUCCAUUGGCGUUUUUUUUUUUUUUUUGCUACAAUGCUGCUACACAAGUGGACUCAUAGAGAGAUGAUUCAUAGAUCCGCUGAGUGAUGUCAGAUCCGAUCUAUUUAUUAUAUGUCUGUACCAUAGUGAGCUCAACCAGAGAAGAAAAAAGUUAUUUAUAUUUUUCCUCAAGACUGUAUUAUAAUUUAAUUUUUCUUUUUUGCCUGAAUUGUGUUUCCCUUGUAAAAUGUGUACAGUAUGUUUUUGGGGCACCGAUGACCUAAAGAAACAUACGAUCCUAUCAAAGGGAUGCAUUGUUAAUAAAACAAAAUCUGAAACACCCA